AUGCGAACACAAAGAACGAUGUAUGAUCAUGAUGCUAGCGAGCAUUCUAAAUUUUCCAAUCCUAUAAGUCGGUUGAAUGGUAGCAGAGAAGGACUCAACACCUGGAGUCAGAUGCUGCUCGCUGUCUUACUGUUGCCGUUGGUGAGCGCCGAUCUCAUUCCAAGGGAACUUUUAUUCUCUGAUCCAAAAUAUUCAUCGAUCUCAUUGAGUCCAAAUGGAAGAUUUUUCGCCUACAUUGCUCCUGAUGAGAACAAAGUGAAAAAUGUGUUCGUAAAAUGUACCUCUUGUAAAAGUACGCGGCAAGUGACUUUUGAAGAAAGCAGUGAUGUGCUUGGAUACUCGUGGACUGGUGUCCACGACGUGAUUCUCUGCACUCAGGAUCGGAAUGGUGAUGAGAACACGAUGCUUUUCAAGAAAAACAUCUCAGAGGCUGAUCUCGCAUUGGAUCGAAAUAAACGUACCGUAAUUUCUAAUCGACCUGGAGUGAAAGCGAUCGUUAUGGGCAACAACCAUAAAGAUUCACGGAUUCUUAUAGGACUCAACGAUGAGAAUCCAGUGUACCACAACAUCUACAUUUUCGAUUUGUUGACCGACACAAUGACACCACAUUUGAAGAACAGCCGAUUCCCAGUUUUUGUGGUCGAUAACGAUUUGAAUGUUCGUUUGGCGGCCGAAGAACAACCUGACGGUUCAUUGAUGUACUACAGGCUCUCCGCCAAAGCUCAGGCACCUCUUUCAUCGGACCCAUCCUUAUGGGAGCAGUACCUACUAGUACAACCGGAUGAUAGAGCUAUCACUAUGCCCGUUUCAUUCGAUAAAAGCAAUCAAUACAUGUACUGGCUGUGGGGUGAUGAUAACAUUGAUCUUGGAACCCUGGUUCUGUUCAAAUUUGAUGACCCUGAGCACAAAGAAGUUCUAUAUACCGCGACUCGCGCACAGAUUGGAAGCAUUUUGAUUCAUCCUACAGAUAAGACGGUGUUGGCCGUUACAGAGAUCUACCACAAACCAGAAUUAUUCGUUGCAAACGGUACUGUAAUGGAUGACUUACAAUAUCUCGUAAAUUUGCGACCGCAUGGAUCAUUGCAAAUUUUGUCGCUGAGUUUAGAUAUGACAACAUGGUUGGUGACAUAUUUGUCGUCUGAUAAGCCUUAUGAAGUGUUCCUAUACAGGAGCUGGGUGAAAACUGCAGAGUUCCUUUUCAACGUUCGGCCGGAACUGGAGCAGUACAAGCUUAAUAAGCAGGUCGGAUUCGACUUCAAAACUAGGGAUGAUAUGGUUCUCCAAGCAUAUAUCAGUUUGCCACCGGAGGCACCGCUUCGAUCACCGAAAGAUGUACCGGAAGCUGAUCAGGGUUACGCUAAACUUGGAAUGUUGCCGGUUGAACCGCAGAAGAUGAUAGUUCUCGUUCAUGGUGGACCAAAGGCUAGAGAUGAUUAUGGAUUUUCAGCUACGAACGCAUGGCUUACCAGUAGAGGCUACGCAGUGCUGCAGGUGAAUUUCCGAGGCAGUGUGGGAUUCGGGAAGCGCCUCACAAAUGCGGGUGACGGUGAAUGGGGCAGAAAAAUGCACUUUGACAUUCUUGAUUCCGUCGAAUUUGCAGUCGCGAAGGGAAUAGCAAACAGGUCGGAGGUUGCAAUUAUGGGCGGAAGUUACGGUGGUUACGAGACCUUGGCAGCCCUCACGUUUACUCCGGACGAGUUUGCCUGUGGUGUGGAUAUUGUUGGGCCCUCGAACCUAGUCUCACUGAUACAAGCAGUGCCACCAUAUUGGAGAGGCUUCUACAAGGAUCUCGUCCGAAUGAUGGGAGCCGACAUUGAUACAGACGAAGGCCGCCAAUCUUUGACUGCUCGCUCUCCACUCUUCUUUGCCGAACGUGUUACAAAACCGUUGAUGAUUUUACAAGGAGCUAACGACCCUAGAGUGAAACAGCAAGAAUCAGAUCAAUUCGUAGCUGCAUUACGGAAGAAAAACAUCCCCGUGUCCUAUAUCCUUUAUCCUGAUGAAGGUCACGGUUUUAGAAAGGCAAACAAUCGAUUGGCUCAAUGUGGAUUUAUCGAAAAAUUCUUGCAUUCAUGCCUUGGAGGGGAAUACGAACCAUUUGAACAAGGGCAAUACAACUCCUCUGCAAUCAUGAAAUCAGACGGAUUCCCCACCACUAUCGAAUCAAGGCCACCGACACCACCACCGUAUCCGACGCUGGCUCCUCAACUAUUCUAUCGUCCAAUUUUGCCACGUUUUGCAGCUCGGGCGUUGCCUCUUCCCACUGAUUUUCCUCCUUCUCCUACCGUACUCCUAAGAGGUCUUCCAUUUAAUCAUAGGUGA
Messenger RNA from Necator americanus (New World hookworm), 2322 nucleotides. RefSeq lists its product as uncharacterized. Gene Ontology annotation, molecular function: serine-type endopeptidase activity. The coding region runs from base 1 to 2322 and encodes 773 amino acids. Gene Ontology annotation, biological process: proteolysis. NCBI's taxonomy places the organism in Eukaryota, Metazoa, Nematoda, Chromadorea, Rhabditida, Ancylostomatidae. The transcript is spliced from 20 exons. The record is from RefSeq and is a predicted model, not a curated record.